Sporothrix schenckii 1099-18 is the source of this 1527-nucleotide messenger RNA. Its product is annotated as C6 zinc finger domain protein. Bases 1 to 1527 code for a protein of 508 amino acids. The transcript has a single exon. Gene Ontology annotation, molecular function: RNA polymerase II cis-regulatory region sequence-specific DNA binding; zinc ion binding; DNA-binding transcription factor activity, RNA polymerase II-specific. Gene Ontology annotation, cellular component: nucleus. Gene Ontology annotation, biological process: positive regulation of transcription from RNA polymerase II promoter by galactose; DNA-templated transcription. NCBI's taxonomy places the organism in Eukaryota, Fungi, Ascomycota, Sordariomycetes, Ophiostomatales, Ophiostomataceae. The record is from RefSeq and is a predicted model, not a curated record.
AUGGACCGCUCCAAGCUGCGCAUCUCCAAGGCGUGCGAGGAGUGCCGCCUGCGCAAGAUCCGCUGCGACGGCGGCGAGCCGUGCCAGCGCUGCCAGUUUCGGGAUGUCGUCUGCGAGUACCGGACGAAGGCACGCAACCGGACGAAGAAGAGCGAUUUGCUGGGGGCCGGUGCGAACGCCGGCCGCGGCAGCGACGGCGGCAACCACAGCAGCCCUCGGUCCCAUCCGCGGCGUCCUGCCUCAGGGGCCGCGACGCGCCCUGCCGACACGCCGUCCUCGGCCUCGGGCGGCCGCAACAGCAGCCUGCAGAACCACAGCGUGGCAGCGACCCACCGCGCGUCGCCGUCCGUCUUUUUGCAGCUGUACUACGGCCCGUCGUCCAACUUUUCCCUCUUGAACGCCAUCUACCACCGCAUCGAAGGCCGGACCGCGGCCGAAGCGCGAAGGCGAAAGGCUGCAAAGGCCAACGGCGCGCAUGGCGAGGAGGGCGCAAAUGGCGGCGGCACACACGAGCAGGACGAGCAGGACGACGACCGCGACGACGAGGACGAGGACGACGACCACGACGAGGCCGAAACCACGCGCGAAGUCGAAGAGUUCGGCCCCGGCCUCGACCUGUUCAACAACCGGCGCCUCUACUUUGGCGACCUGACCAACGGCGCCGAGUCCUCGUUCAACCUCUGCGGCAACGGCUCCUUUACCGACGGCGCCUCCAUGUUCAUCGACCGCGCGCUCGCCGAGCGCCUUCUGGAGCGCUACCUGGCCACCUUUUGGCUCGUGCUGCCCAUCUGGACGCGCGACACCUUCCGGCAGCGCCUCGCCGGCUUCUACGACGCCACCUCCCUGCUGACCGAGGGCGACCCGGACACGGUCAUUGUCCUGCUGGCGCUCGCCCUCGGCGCCACCAUGCUCGAAGAAGAGCUGGCUGCCCAGUACCUGUACCGCAUGGCGCAGCGCUGGGCGGUCGCCCUCGACGAAAUGGUCAAUGUAUCGACGGUCCAGAUCGCCCUCAUGAUGUCGCACUAUGCGUCCGAGCGCGCCCGCCCCAACUCGUCGUUUUUGCUGGUGGGCACCGCCGUGCGCAAGGCCGUCGCGGCGGGGCUGCACAAGGGGGUGGGCGGCAGCGGCCGGGGCCACGCGGCCAAGCAGUCGCCCGAGGCGGCGCGGCAGAUGCGCGUCACAGUGUGGAGCCUCUUUUUUUGGGAGACGUGGCUGUGCUUUUCGCUGGGCCGGCCGAGCUCGUUCCCCGAGUCUGAGAUGGACGUGCCGUUCCCCACGGAGGAAAAGCUGCUGCACAACGUGGUGACGCUGGCCCGCAUCAUGUCCAAGAGCGCCGCCAGCAUCUACCGCCGCCACCACGAUUCGUUGCUGACCAUGUGGAACGCGGCCAACGACAUCCGGCGGGAGCUGCGUGCGUUUGCCGAGCAGCUGCGCGAGGACUUUAACUUUGGCGUGAUUGACGACCCGACGUCGGGCGAGGUGGGCGUGCGCCAGACGAUUGUGUCGACGUGUAAGUACUGCCCCUAG